Messenger RNA from Paramuricea clavata, 474 nucleotides. Lineage: Eukaryota; Metazoa; Cnidaria; Anthozoa; Malacalcyonacea; Plexauridae. The record is from the annotation of a GenBank genome assembly.
AUGGAUCCUCUUGAAAGAGGAGCUGCCCGAGGAGCCGUCCAACAGCAUAUCGCUCCUGUCAAUGCUAACCGUCAAGCUAAUUUCGUUUUUAAUGUCCAACAACAUGGCAAUGAAAAUGGCAACAUUCCAUUACGAAAUUAUGCUGACGGUUUCAUCGAGGCUAAUAACCUUGUUCCACCCCCUCAACCCCAAGGCCAGGACCUUCGCGAAGACCCAAACGACGCUGAAGGUUUGUUUCCUGGAGAGGACGAAGAAGAUGAGGAAGAAGUUCCACCUCCACAGCCUGUUGACCACGCAAUUCCAGUGCCAAACGUUAACGCACGAGCCGGCAGGCGACCUUAUCACGAGAUUGCACGAGAAAAUCCAGAGGCACUAAACGUGCUUUUAACCAGGGAAAUCCCCCAACUUACGAAUCAGUUACAAUAUACAAUGGAACAAAUGAAUCAACUGAUUCAACGUCAGUUAGACAAUUAG